Molecule: messenger RNA, 1575 nt
Organism: Manis pentadactyla (Chinese pangolin)
Lineage: Eukaryota; Metazoa; Chordata; Mammalia; Pholidota; Manidae
Gene: AMACR
Product: alpha-methylacyl-CoA racemase
Exons: 5
Coding region: 105-1253 (382 amino acids)
Biological process (GO): bile acid metabolic process
Cellular component (GO): mitochondrion
Molecular function (GO): alpha-methylacyl-CoA racemase activity
Source: RefSeq, a predicted model, not a curated record
GCAGGCGCAGAAGGGAGGGAGCGGGUGCGUGCCGCUAACCAGUCGGCGCGGGUGGCCAAGUCCUGGCCGCGAAAUCUCUCUUUCAGUUGAAAACCCGAGGCGCCAUGGCGUUGAGGUCCAUCCGCGUAGUGGAGCUGGCCGGCCUGGCCCCGGCACCGUUCUGCGGAAUGAUCCUGGCGGACUUUGGGGCGGAGGUUGUGCUUGUGGACCGGGCCGGCGACCCCGCGGCAGUGCGCCUCUUGGCCCGAGGCAAGCGCUCGCUGGCUGUGAAUCUGAAGCAGCCGCGGGCCACCGCCGUCCUGCGGCGCCUGUGCGCCCAGGCAGACGUGCUGCUGGAUCCCUUCCGCCACGGUGUCAUGGAAAAACUCCAGCUUGGCCCCAAUAUUUUGCAGAAGGAGAAUCCAAAGCUUAUCUAUGCCAGAUUGAGUGGAUUUGGUCAGUCAGGAAGGCUUUGUAGGGUAGCAGGCCAUGACAUCAACUAUUUGGCUUUGUCAGGUGUUCUGUCAAAACUUGGCAGAAGUGGUGAGAAUCCAUAUGCACCACUGAAUCUCCUGGGUGACUUUGGCGGUGGUAGCCUCAUAUGUGCACUGGGCAUCUUGAUGGCCCUUUUUGAACGCACAUAUUCUGGCAAAGGUCAGGUCAUUGAUGCAAACAUGGUGGAAGGAGCAGCAUAUCUAAGUAGUUUUCUAUGGAAAACUCAGCACUUGGGUCUGUGGGAACAUCCUCGAGGACAGAACAUAUUAGAUGGUGGGGCACCUUUCUACACAACUUACAAGACAGCGGAUGGGGGGUUCAUGGCUGUUGGAGCCAUAGAGCCCCAGUUCUACAAGCUGCUGCUCAAAGGACUUGGGCUAAAGUCUGAUGAACUUCCUGAUCAGAUGAGCAGGGCUGAUUGGCCAGAAAUGAAGAAGAAACUUGCAGAUAUAUUUGCAAAGAAGACAAAGGCAGGAUGGUGCCAGAUCUUUGAAGGCACAGAUGCAUGUGUGACUCCAGUUCUGACAUUUGAAGAGGUUACCCAUCAUGAGCAUAAUAAAGAACGGGGCUCAUUUAUCACUGAUGGGGAGCAGGCUGUAUGUCCCCGCCCUGCACCUCUGCUGUCAAACACCCCAGCUGUCCCCUCUUCCAAAAGGGAUCCUUUUGUGGGAGAGCACACUGAGGAGAUACUCAAAGAAUUUGGGUUCAGCCAGGAAGAGAUCGAUCAACUUGAGUUAGAAAAAAUUAUUCAAAGUAAUAAGCCAAGAGCUAAUCUCUAAAUUCCAUAGCUCAAGUGAAUAUUGGAUUUACAGUAGAGACUAAUCCCUAAAAUGGUAUGCAUAGAAAUGUGAAAGAACAUUGCAGUCAUCCGACUAUUCUAAUCAAGAAACAAGAUUCUAAUCACACACUAAUGAUUGAAUACUGAUAAUGAUUAAUUAACAUCAUGGCUUUUGAUUGAGGAAUGUUUUUAGCUUAUUUAUAUUAAAUUAUGCCAAUUUUUCUGCCUUCCAACUUACUUAAUUUUUGUAUUUGUUGAUGUUAAAUACUUAAAUGAGUUAAUAUAGUGUUUUUUAUUAAACAAAGGUUUUUUUUACCCUAAAA